Molecule: messenger RNA, 9244 nt
Organism: Galleria mellonella (greater wax moth)
Lineage: Eukaryota; Metazoa; Arthropoda; Insecta; Lepidoptera; Pyralidae
Product: facilitated trehalose transporter Tret1-2 homolog
Exons: 3
Coding region: 193-1701 (502 amino acids)
Biological process (GO): transmembrane transport
Cellular component (GO): membrane
Molecular function (GO): transmembrane transporter activity
Source: RefSeq, a predicted model, not a curated record
UAUAAAUAGUCAGACCUAUUUGAAACACGGCGCGUGGCGCUACACUGUGCACAGUUGAUAUUAUAACGCAAGUAUUUAUCUAUCGUGUUACGACACAUCUGAUAAAAAUGUGAUGAGUGAAAUAUAACAAUACGGGAAGUGUUAAUAGUGAAUUACAAACGUCGAUGCUUGUUAGUGUGCGUGUUUGUUGCGAUGGCUAAAAAAUGUGAAUGGAACACGCCGUUCAAGAAGCAGUGCUUCGUCACAAUAGGCGUUUGUCUGAACAUGUCCGGGCAUGGCUUGGUCAUGGGUUUUGCUGCCAUACUGCUGCCACAGCUCCGAAAACCAGAUUCCAUUAUACCAAUUGACGAAUCAUCUGGCUCUUGGAUAGCUUCCAUCCUGGGUUUCGCGUUGGUAGCAGGCAACUUCAUAGCACCCACUAUAAUGGCCAAAUAUGGUAGAAGAACAGCUAACUUGGUGAGCAUCGUGCCAAUGCUGGUUGGUUGGUUCUGCAUCAUCAUAGCGACAAGUAUACCCUUACUGCUAUUCGCCAGAUUUCUCCAGGGGAUAUCCAUGGGCAUGAGCGCAACAUUGGGACCAGUUUUAAUCGGUGAAUACACAAGCCCAAACAAUCGAGGUGCAUUUUUAACAAGCAUAUCCUUGACUAUUGCAAUUGGGGUUUUAACUGUGCAUUCCUUGGGGUCUUAUUUGCCUUGGCAGACUGCGGCGUUGGUUUGCGCAUUCAUAGUCUUUAUUGAUUUGUUAAUUGUGAUCUAUUCACCAGAAUCGCCCAGUUGGUUAUCUGAUCAAGGUAGAUAUGAGGAUUGCAGAAAAGUAUUUAGAUGGUUGAGAGGAGACGGCGAGGAAGAGGAACUGAAGGAGAUGAUCGAAGCCAGUGUUAUAUUAAGAGAAUCGAAAGACGAAGCGAACUUGUCUGAAUCAUUUUUAAAGAAAAUGAAAGCUGGUGUUGCUUAUUUUAAUAAUACAGUACUAAAGAAAGAGUUUUACAAGCCAAUAUUUAUUAUGAUGCACGUAUAUACUUUGGGACAGUGGGCUGGUGCGAACAUCUUGGCAGCGUACACUACAGAUAUCUUCCAAAAUGUAGUAGGCGAUGGCACUAAUAUACCCCUUAUGAUUAUUACGUUGGAUAUCCAGAGAAUCAUUUCGAAUUCUUGUGCUGUUUACGUUAUCAAGAAGAUCAAACGACGCACCAUGCUUUUCAUCACUGUGGGCAUUAACCUUUUUGCUUUUCUUUCAAUCGCUGGAUACACAUAUUGCAAAGCGCAACACCUUUUACCGUUCGACCAUCCAGCAAUAGGCAUUUUAUUGAUACAUAUCCAUAUGUUCUCUAUAGCUACUGGUACCGUUCCGUUACCCUUCAUCAUAGCUGGAGAACUGUUCCCAUUAGAAUAUAGGAGUCUAGCUGGCGGUAUCAGCGUUCUGUUCUUAUCUUCGAAUCUUUUCAUCACAGUUAAAACUGUGCCUAUUUUGUUUAAAUCUGUAGGAAUCUACGGAGCCUAUUUGUUAUAUUUCGCCGUGGUAGGAUAUUGUUUAGUUAUAGCUGGACUGUUUCUACCAGAAACGAAAGAUAGAACUCUUCAAGAUAUAGAGAAUGAGUUUAGAGGUAGACCGUUGACUGCAGACGAAUUAAAAUCUGUACAGUCUUUGACAUCUUGGAAACAGCACAGUAAAGACAGAAGAUGUAGCAGCCCAUUAAUUUAACUUGAUAGUACGUUGUUGGUGUACCAAUGCACUACCAAUGCGGUUACUAAACUUUAAACUUUACAGAAUACUCAACGAACUCCUGUUACUCUAGAAAAUUUUACAACUAAUUAGGAAUAAUAGAAAAAUUGUAUUGUAUUAUAAAAUCCUUAUGGUACACAAUAAUAUAUUGGACACAUUAAAAGAUGUAAUAUACAAUGACGCUUUAAAAUAAAUGGAAAUAAUGAACAAAAGCAUUCUAUUUGAAAGCGAAUCAUCAGAACGUUAAUUAGUAUACUCAUGGAAUUAUUAAGUAUACUCUAGAGUCAGUUUGGAGUGUUUUGCCAGUAGUUACCACGCUUAGCAGGCGGAUUAGCAACCGCAGUUUGGCUUAAGAUGUUUUAAGAAGGACGCUGCUGCCCAUCCCUUGCCCGCCCUUAGUCGCCUCUUACGACGUCCACGGGAAAGGACGGGGUGGCCUAUUCUAUGCCGGGACCACACGGUAAUACUCUAGUAUACUAUUACUAAUUCCGAUUAUUAUAUUAAUUUAUAAAGCUUAUAUUUACAAGCUUUAAAAGGUAUAACAUAUUUGUUAGUUUAAGAAUAAUCCGUUAAGUUUCUAAAAUUUUCAAUUUACGGCUUUGAAAUAUGAUCACGUGUGGUCCUUAUACUACACCUACGUAUAUUAAGUUUCAACACAAUUUAAUGAAAAUGUAAGCAAGUCUUGUUGAAAUUAACACAGAAAUAUAUAUUAAUAAAAAUUUAAAACAUUCAAGCAAUUAAUUGAUUUUUGCUGUUAUUGCGAGGUUCCACAAAUAAUACAGUCACGUCUUACAUAAGUUUUUAUUUCAUGACGAUUAUACAUGUCCUGAUCACAAUUCUUGUCGCUUUAGAUAAUUAAACUUAAGUAGUUUAUUAUACUAUGAGUAAUGUGUUGACAGCUAAACUGCUUUUAACAAAGAUUUCGGAAUAGAAACUCGUAGAUGGAAUGCAUAAUACACAUAGUGUAUUGCUCGUUGUAUUUAUGACAUUGCCAAUGCGUUAGAGAGAGAUAGACAUAUAAAAAUGCAUCUGCCUUUUGACUAGUUCGUAGAAGUCGAGUUCAUUUGUUUUAGUACGUUUGUUCCGUUGUGGAACAGGCUAAGGUCGGAGACCAUGCUGCCUAGUUUUCAAUAAUCAUACUGUCUGGAAUAAUCAAAUUCAUCAAGAUAUGUCACUUGGUUUUAUUGGCCGUAUAACCCUACGGAAUUUAGAUACUACCUGCUUGCAUACUUUCUACAUAAACUGUGUCGAAUAUGUAAUGUAGUAAUGUAAAAUUUGUUAUUGGCAAAUAAUUGACAUAUCAAUAUGAGCAAAAAUUUUACGUACACACUUCCUAUACACUAACGUGCUAUAAAUUGAGAAAAAUAGCAACUGAUGGUAUAUCUUUCGUUCUCUUUUUAGUAAUUAUAUUUGCAUAAGAAGAAAGGAAGUAACCAUAUGAUUUAUAGUUUUUAUUUUAUCAUUCCUUCCUUGUUCUUAGCUUUAACAAAAUGACUCACUAGUUUUGCAUAUUGGCGGGAGCGCGACUGUGGCGCCACCAAUACACAUAAAUUGCAAUGUUUUACAAAACUAAAACUGUAUUUCCGGUUGUUUUAAUAACAAUUAAAUUGAUAAGAAGAUUUUAAUCAUGAAUCUGGCAUACGUUAACAAUUAUAUUAUGUUUUUAUGAAUUUAAGCUAUCACUAUGGACUACUACAUGAGUGCAGUAUUAAAUUGUCAUUAGCAAUAGAUUUGGAUUGAGUUCGAUGUUGGAUUCAAGAGUUAUCCUACUGUUUGUUUGUUUGUUUGUUUAUUGAUUAUUAUUAUAAUUUAAUUGCUUUCUAUUUGUAUACAAUUAUUAUUUUCUUUUGUUUGUUUUGUUUUGAUUUCUUUUGUUCUUGUUUUGUGCGCUACUGUGUGGGCCGCAUGCUUCUUCGAUUAAAUUAUUUCUUUCUUUCUUUCUUACUAUCAGCAGAUUGAGUCAAGUAAACUGUUUUCUUACAUUUUCAUUAAAUUCCAUUAAUACUAAUUUAAUAUAAUAAUAUAAUAAGCUUCGUUAAUAGUCUUACAAAUUUUAAUUAUUAACAGAGCCCUUCUAACUUUAGAAUUUAACAUCAAAACUAAGAGUUUCAAGUCUUAGUUUUAAUGAAAUCGCUGUGCUUAGAUCCAAUCAUUUAUUUUUGGUACAAAUCACGUGUGAUUUAAUAGUUGUAAAGUGAUGGAGUGAUUGACAAAUUUGAGUACGAUGAAGCAUCACGGACUCUCUUCAUGUCUGUUCUUUGAGUAUCACAAAUUAAUAUUGAUGUAUUAUUUUUUUAAAAAGUACUUAAUUUCCUAGUUAUAUUAUUCAUCUGUGUGAUAAUUAUGAUUAUUAUAGGCGCCUUAGCUUAAUGUUACUUAAUAUAUUUGAAAAUAUUGUAAAAUAUUGCAUUUGUAAAUUCCAAAAUUAUUAACAGGUUGAAAAAUGUAAAUACCUUCAAUCAACAAACUACGUCAGAAAAAAAGUGAUGGAAAAAAGUGAUGGAAAAAAGGAUUUGGAAAAAAGUGAUGGUAAUAUUUAGUAACCAAUAUAUAUUUGUUUAUUUAUUUAUAACAUUAUUAAUUUCAUGGGAGCUACUAAAUUGUAAUACAUCCAGCCAGGAUAGUAGAGACGUUCGGGUUCGAAUCCCGUGUGAUCGAAUCGACGGAUGGUAAAUUUUUCAACCUAUUUUAUAAUUACAUAGCACAAAUUGUGAGUCGAAAAUAAAAAUUAUUUUUGUAAAUAGCAUAAGUGCCGUCUCUCUACACCAUUAUGUGAAAUUCGGGUACUAAUGGUAAGAGACGAGGCACUCCCCAAAUUAUUAUUUUUAGACGAAUUUAAUAAUAGGAUAGAAAUGUAAAUUAUUUAGUUUCAUAUCUGUGAUUCAAAUAUAUUUGUAGAAAAAUAACGUGCAAUUAGAUAGAUGGUAAAUAAUUGAAAAUUUAAUAUUAAGAAAUUUAACAACAUGGCGACUUCAAUAAUAUUACAUCUGAUGUUUAUUACUAGUCUGUAUUGACACAAAUUUAUAAUUUACUGGGUACAGAGGAAUGAUACCUGAGUCCUGAGGAAUGACAACGCAUGGGGGGUAUCAUGGGCGAAACAGUAUACUCUGUUAUGUCCAUGGUACUGCUCAUGUCUAUAGGCGACGGUUACCACUUUCCAUCAGGUGGGCCGUCAGCUUGUUUGCCAUUUUAAGUUGUAUAAAAAAAGUUAAUUUAAACUUUUGUUGCAUUGUUUAAACGUAUUUUAAAUACACUUUCGGGACUUAACGGAAUGAAAAUUUUUUUGCAAGUAAAUAGUACCUACAUACCUGCUUCUUUAUUGCCGACGUUUCGACGUGGAUUGCACCGCGUCGUCAUCACGACUUGGCAAUUUUUUCAUCUCAUUAAAUCCCAAUAGUGUUUAUUUAAAUAGUUUAUUAAAAUAAAAUUGUUAAGUAAAAAUAGUUAAUUUAAAAUUUAUAAUUGUAAAAUUUACUUUUGUUUGAAAAAAAAAAACAAUAACUGUGUUUCUUGUUUUCCUCGGUUGCAAAUUGCAAUCCAAUGGGCGGUAAUUAUAAAAAAUGAUUGUUUAAAAUUAUUAACAUUAACUUUACUUAAAUAAAAAUUAUUCCUAUGGGACCACAACAAUUAAAAAAAAUAUCAGACGCUUCAGAUAUGGUAGUAAUACAGUAUACUUAAAAAAAGCAAUAAAUAAUCUUUUUCUUUUUAAAAAAUCAAAUGUUCUUUAUUAUUUUUUAAAUUCAUAAUAAUGGAUAGAAAAUUAAUAUUAAAAAAUGUCUAGAAAUAAAAAGGAAUACGACAUUUUAUAAUCUUUUCGAUAUGUGUUUAUAAAAGCUAUUAUUUUAUUGACUUUGAAAUUUUAUUUUUAAAUCCUUCUUCAAUAUUUUUAGCUUAGAAAAUUGCACCAAGCAAAAAGAGUUUGUUUUUCAAACUGACUUUAAAAAGAAGAAGUUUUUUUUUUAAUGUUUGUUACCUCAUAACUCCGUCGGUUCUAACCGCUUUAGGAUUUUUUUUUUUAUCUGAAAAGAUAUAAAUUAGUCUCAUAGAAAUUUUAUCAAAAUAGGUUUUGUAGUUUAAUUUUUAGACCACGAUAACUGAUUUUGUUACUAUUGUAGUAGGUCUUUUGUGGGACACAGUUUUUAAUUAAGUUCAAAAUAGUGUACAAAAUAUAGGAAGGAAUUGAUGAUUAAAAGAAAUAUACAGAGAUACCUAGUAUUCUGUUAUGUCCAUGAUGCUGUUCAAGUUUACCACUUACCAUCAGGUGCACCGUCAGUUUGUUACAAUUGAAUGUUGGGGGGAAAAAUAUAAAAUUUGUCAUUUCAUGGUCACAAUUUGAGUUAUACAUAUAAUGUCAUAUAACCUCCUAUUAUAUUAAUUUAUUUAUAAAUUACUCUUCAUACUUACAGUAUCCCAAAAACGCGUAGUGAGCCAUAGGUUUAUUUUACAAAACUAAAAAAAAAUUUUAAACAACAUUUAAAAAAUAUAUAUAUUUUGUCAUUAAAUAUAUCAAUAUCUGGCUGCUGAGCAAUUAGAGAAUUGAGCAGAGAAAUAGCCUGAUAAGUGGGAGCAAACUGAGCAGUACAGGUGCGAACCGGCGGUGCCGAUAGUAGUCGACAAGCACGCAAUCGCAUAUAUAUGUAUAUAGAUAUCAACUGAUAGUAUCUAAAACCUAUGAUACUCAAGAUAAAACACUAGUGAACACUUCAUUUCACUCCUUCCUUCAAAUUCCCAGUCAGUCGGUCGCUAAGAGCGGCUAAAUAAAUCUCUAGAUAUGUAUGAUACUAAAAUCAAAUUAUAUUUUUAUUAAAUUUCCAUACAGCAUGUAAACAUAAAUUUAAACAAUAUAAUAUCAGCCUUUAACUGUCCACUGCUAAACAUAAGCCUCCCCCUUGGGGGGUUUUGCCAGUAGUUGCCACGCUUGGCAGACGGAUUAGCAGCCGCAGUCAGGCUUUAGACGCUGCUGCCCUUCUCGUCCUCCCUUAGUCGAUUCUUACGACAUCCAUGGGAAGGAAGGGGUGGCCUAUUCUAUGCCGGGACCACACGGCCACGUGUAAAAUAAUAAAUUAUAGAUUUUUAGAAAACCAAAAUUUAUUUUAACAUACAGUUGAUAAAAUUAAUAAUUAUUGUUAAAAUAUAAAGUCUUUUAAGUUAUUUAUAAAGUAUUUAGUAAAGAAAGAGAAGAAUUCAUGCGCCACUUUAACUUAAAUAUAUUUAAUGUUGGUCUUAUUUCAUUUAUACUAGCUGAACUAAAACCAUAAGUUUUUUGAACAUCUUUGUAAAUUAUUGAUGCCCAUUAAUGCUUCUCUUUUCGCGUCUAGGGACAGUAGAUAAAGUUUUGUUUGAGAAAUCAGUUCAGGGUACGAUAGUACUGAUGUACCUGAAGAAGGUAAAAGCCCUUAAAAUAAUAAUAAAAAAAAAAAGUAUUUAGUAAUAUAGUGUACAAAAAAAAUUUUGGAAAAUCGAUUUUUACCUAUAGCUUCAGGUGUAAAGAAGAUAAUUUGUCAUAUCUCCUAUUUUAUAUACAAUUUUCGAAAAAUUUAAAAUUUUAGAUAAUGGAUUUGCUUCUAAAGUUAACAUUCAUUAUUCUAUUUUAUAAUACUAUGUCAAAACCUUACAUUAUGUAGAUAAUCUCAUAUUAGUUUCUUUACCAGAAACAGGUCAAUGUAUUAUCCAUGUGUGCGUGAAUCGGGUUACCGUAACGUACAUUUAUUAUUCAGAAUAAGGAAAUAAAAAUAUUUUGUAAGAUUAAAUUGAAAAAUAAAAGCGAUACUAAAUUCUUACGAAUGAAUUUAAAAGAAUAAACAAUACGCAAUGAUACGUAAUGAUGCUUAUCUUUACUGAUUACUUUAAUUUAUAUUAUCAAAUUAAGACUUAAAAUAUGUUGUCGCUUUUAAAUCAUUGAAAAUGGCCGCCAUUUUAAAUAAUACAUAUGUAUAAAAUUGUAAACAAUACGGAAAUAUUUAUAUGAUACCAUAUAGAAAAAAUAGUUCCAAAUUCAAAUUUAAAAAAUCAACUUGAUUUAGGAGAUUUUUAAUUCAAUUACUAGCAACACAAACAAAAAUGGCGUUUUUGGUUUUAAUUUAAAAAAGUAUGUGUCAAAAUUUAAUCAGUCCAAUGUCAGUUUAGCUGACUAAAAGUGAUCCGUUUUCGAAAUUCGAUGCUCUAUCUAAGCAUAUAAUUUUAAGAACAAGAAUUACAUAGAAGGAGUGAUAAAAUUGUCAAUUCAUAGCAGGCCAUGUUAACAUACAAAUGUUAUACGGCCGUAUAACCCUACCAAAUUCAGAUACAACCUGCUCGCAUACUUUCUACAUAAACUGUGUCGAAUAUAUAAUCUAGUAAUGUAAAAGUUGUUACUGACAAAUAAUUGAGAUAUUAAAUAUUUUCAUUCUCUCUCUCUCUCUCUCUCUCUGUUCAGUCGGACACUCUUGGCAGAGUGGUCGUGGUUUUCACAAUGACGGUGGAUCGUCGGUGAGGCUCUCCUUCGCAAUUGAGGUUCUCGCAAUAUGUCUCCAUCUACUUCUGUUCGCCGCCGAGCGAGAGCAUUCCACAAUAGAUUUCUGUGUGGCCGUUUUGACGAGGUCAGUCCAUCGCGUUGGCGAUCUUCCCCGAGAACGUUUGCCUUGUACCGCUCCUUGGACAAUUAAACGUUCCAUACAAUCUUCAUUCCGGAUGAUAUGGCCGAAGUAUUUGAGAAUUCGUAUACGAACAGUUGACGACAAUCUCUCUCUGAUUUUCAGUUCAUUCAGAAUGGAAACGUUAGUUCGAAAGGCAGUCCAAGGUAUUUUCUAUACACUAGCCUGCUAUGAAUUGAGAAAAAUGACAACUGCUAGUGUAUCUUUCAUCCUCUUUUUACUAAUUAUAUUUGCAUAAGAAGGAAAGAGGCAACCAUAUGAUUUACAAUUUUGAUUUUAUCAUUCCUUCUAUGAAAUUCUUUGUUCUUAGAUCUCUUAGAUCUAAGGUCAAAACUUAUAAUUUGGUAUAAUGAAAUUAUUUAAUUGAAAAUAUAAUAUACUACUACAAAUACAGAUGCCAUAUUUGUGUUGCUAGAAUAAUAAUCAGGAUACUGGCUAUCGAUAAUUUAGUAAACUUACUGUCAUCAUCAUCAUCAUCAUAUCAGCCGUUAACUGUCUCCUGGUGAACAUAGGUCUCCCUCUUUGGGGGGGGGGGGAGGAGGUUGCCAAUAGUUACACGUAGUAAUUGGCAGGCAAGGAGACCACAGUUAGACUUUGGUGAUGUUUUAAGAGGGACGCUGCUGCCCAUCCCUCGAUGACUUACCUUAGUCGCCUUUUAUGACUUACUGUAUUCGUCUAUAAUGAUCUUACAGUAUUUUUUUUUUAUAUCCAGUAGCAUAUUUAUAUAGAAUAUAAUUCUAAAAACACGUUAAAAAUUCCAAAAUAUUUGUUUAAAUGUAAAAUGUUCUAGUUUUGAUAUAAUUUAUAUACUCAAUGAUUAUUUAUUAUCAUUAUUGUAAUAAAUUUAUAGUGAUAUUUUAAUUAAGUUAUAUAAUAAAUUAUUAAUGAUA